Trichobilharzia szidati is the source of this 1256-nucleotide messenger RNA. The record is from the annotation of a GenBank genome assembly. NCBI's taxonomy places the organism in Eukaryota, Metazoa, Platyhelminthes, Trematoda, Strigeidida, Schistosomatidae.
GAAGCAACGAAUGAUUAACUAUACUGUGAGAAAGUUGGUUGUUCUUGUUACCCUUGACCAACCAUGAAUGCUAACAGUAGCAACCCGUACGUCAUUUCGUUACUGUCAGGUUCAACUGCUGGACUUUGUGUUGACCUUGCAUUGUUUCCAGUCGACACUAUUAAAACACGUUUGCAAAGUUAUCGUAAUAACGUGCAAAGAACACCAGGAUCUCUUCGUCUUUUCGCUGGUUUACCAGCAGUCAUUGUGGGUUCCGCUCCUUCAGCUGCAGCUUUUUUUGUAGUCUAUGAAACCGUUAAAGAAAAUUGCAAAUACCUCGGUGUGCAUCCUGUAUAUUAUUCUAUGAUAUCCGCAUGUAUUGCUGAAGUUGUUGCUUGUGUCAUAAGAGUCCCAUGUGAGGUAGUGAAACAAAGGGCACAAAAUCAUCCUUCUCAUGGAGUUUCAACUGUGUUUAUGCAAACUUUACGCAAUGAGGGUGUUCGAGGAUUCUACAGAGGGUAUAUCAGCACAUUGUCACGCGAAAUUCCAUUUUCAUUUAUUCAGUAUCCUAUAUGGGAAUAUCUAAAAUCGGUAACUAUGGAGUGGAACAGAAAGACAAUUGGAGGUGAUCCCACUGCAGAUCCAUCAGUUUUCCAUUUGAAGGCCUGGCAAUCAGCUCUUUGUGGAUGCCUAGCAGGUACAAUAUCUGGCGCUGUGACUACACCAUUAGAUGUGGCGAAAACCAGAAUCAUGCUAGCAGAGUCGAAUUCUAAACUUGCAUCAGGUCAUGUUUUAUAUGCUAUGCGAACAGUGUUUCAAGAGAAUGGAAUCCGUGGGCUAUUCUCCGGCUUGGUACCCCGAGUGAUUUUAUUGUCUUUUGGAGGUGCAAUAUUUCUUGGUAUAUAUGAUAUUUCCAGAAGAUUUUGGAGUUUAACACUUCAAAAUUUUAGAAUAAUGUAAUAUAAUAUUGACCAGACUGCAUGAUAUGUAUAGUAUUAUUUUAUGUAUAUAGAGCUUGUAGUAGAGUUUUCGGUCCUUUUUUCUUUUUAGUACAUGGUUAUAUAUAUAUAUAUGCUUUCAUUGAGCAUUAUGGCUUUUCCAUUGUUGUUUUGCCUGGCUUUCUAUGGAAAAUGUUGUUCUUAUUUAAAUCCACCAUGAACACGAACCGGAGAUAAUUGACCUCAGUCUUUUUUAAUGAGAUGUCUCCCAUACACUGACAGAUGAUACUGUGGUGAGAGCUGUCUACUAGCCAAUUGGUUGACAGUAAUUGAGGUCAA